CAGACUCAUCCAGAUUAGGCAUUAAGCGAUACCUCCAUUGGAACUAUCCUGACCAAGUUUCUGUGGUUAAUCACUUUUUCAUACUAUAAAAUUCCAGACGAAAAAAACGAAUUAGUACCCUACUUUUGAAGCUAUAAAUCAAAUGCUUCAAAAGUCAAAACUAGAUGGUUUAGUAGAUUGCGUGUUAUCUUCGUUGUAUUGGAUUUUCAAUUUUCGCAUUCUAUCCUUAAUCUUUUAAACAUAGUCCAUAGUCCACGAGGUUAAACCUGCAACCAUUUCAUUUAUUCAAAGGGCUUGACGAUGAUGUCCAUUGACAGUCAGUUAGAACUUAGAAGGGUUAAGGUUGUCAUCCUCUGACAAAAUCCACUAUAUAAAAAGGGGAGGAAAAGGGCAAAGCGAACGAUGUAUUUUGCAGCUGCCCUUUUAAUCAGACCCAAUACUAUUGCGACUCACGUCCUCACGCAACGUAAACCCAGACCCAAACGGGUUCUUCUUACUGGACCAACAUUGGUGUGGAACCAUUGUCAGUUCAGUGGACCUUAUUUUUCCAAGGAUAAGGUAUUCCGGUGCCCGACCAAAAUGGCUGAGCCGAUUAGAAUCCGAGCUGGUAAUGGUGGCGAUGACGAAGGAGGCAUCAGAGCUAUUGAACAAGAACCUCUCGUUAAUGGGUCGUCCUCCGAUUCUGCUUUCAAGGGGCUCGAAGCUAUUCUUAAUAAUCUGAGUAAAUGGGUAGUUGCUGUACUAUUUGGUUUACUGAUCCUCUGGAGACAUGAUGCUGAAGCACUGUGGGGUGCUACGGGGUCUGUUAUAAAUGCUGGCUUAUCCACUGCAUUGAAGAGAGUCUUUAACCAAGAAAGACCUGUUGCUAAUUUGAGAUCAGACCCCGGAAUGCCAUCUUCCCACGCCCAAUCCAUCUUCUACAUCACUACUUAUGCCGUUCUGUCAAGUAAUUUCUCGAACCAAUUGCUGCAUUUACCCAUUCUGUUUGGAUAUUAUUCAUUUGCAUAGUGUAAUAGCCUCAAAGACAUGGGAGUUGGACUGAAGAGAAAGUUGCAAAACCUGUGUUUUAUCUCCCAUUAAUGGCUUAACUUCGAUCUGAGCAUUUGACAAUCGCUAGUAGACAAGAUUUAAGAUGAAUUAUUAGACCAAGUGAAUCUUUAGGGUGAAGCAACAGGCCUCUCUUUCAGUUGUCUGAAUUCCAAGAAAUUUGGAAGAGUAAGGAAGAAUCAUUUGACUAUGGAAUGUAAAUGCUUAGUUAAGCAACAUUAACUCGCCUAUACCUUUUUUGAGUUCCUAGACAUUGAAGAUCAAAGACUUCCAUAAUGUCAUGCUUAUGUGCAUCAUGUUGCAAGUUCAUCUUUUGACGUUUGAAUCAGAGAGUUUACUUCAUGAAGCCUUGAAUAAUUUGAAGCAUGAAAUGGUUCUCUAAAAGUGAAUGUGAAUUACAGAAGUGCUUUUCUUUUGCAAUUUGUAUCUGUGCUCAGAUGUCAGAUGCAAUGCUGGUUGUUGCUCUCCUCAUGUUAUGCCUUUCUGUAAUCUUUUGUUGCAGUGAUACAAUGGUGGGGAUUGAACGGAUUUACAACCACAAUUGGUGGAUUUGUUUUUAUAGUUGGUACUUAUUUCGUAAGUAUCCAGCACAAACUUGAAAGUAGUGAUCAAAAUCUUGAAAGUUUUGUCAAACAUUGUAGUUGAAAUGGUGUUUACUUAUGUGCUUCUUCUGCUGCAGACCUGGCUUCGAGUCUCACAGAAACUUCAUACAAUCAGCCAAGUAGCCGUGGGUGCGUUGUUGGGAACGGUCUUCUGUGCGUUGUGGUUUUGGUCCUGGGGAGCCAUUGUGCUAAAGGCAUUUGUAUCCAACGUGUGGGUUCAGAUCCUAGUGACUUUGGGUGGAGCAGCAUUUUGCGUGACAUUUGUGUUAUAUGCUAUUCGGUACUGGAUAAUGGAACCACUGACUGUGUAUAUAUCUAGGAAAAUUUGAUGUAGUAACGUUGCAUUAUAACUCGUAUUCUUUUGUGCAUAUAACACGGUCAGAUGAAUGAACUAACCCCAUAUUCGUUAUGUUAGAAAUUUGUGUAUAUGAUGACUGUUUCAUAUCGCUGCAGUGAUUUGAAAAUGCAUUCAAGGGUAAUCUGGGAGGUUGCACAUAAAGUAAGCACAAGGAUUGAAAGAUGUAAGAACUUGUCAAUAUCCAAGCUAUGGCUGCAGGAAUUCAAGAAACUCCACUUCAACCAAAGGGACAUAGGAGUUGUUAAAAGCAGUUUAACUAUUUGCGAAACACAAACUUCUAAGAAUGCGUUCCACAACAGCUUGCUCUAAUUUUAUGAUGUGGGCUAAGGCAAAGCUUCAGAAACUUUAGCUCUCUCGCAAUGUGCAGUUAAAAUUUGUAUAGCUUCAUUAUUAGUUUGUUCAUGGUUCAAUGGUAUGGGGCGUUCAGAUGUUCUGCCCGCGAGGGCUGGAGGUUGGAAACAAGGAAAAGCGUGUUUUUUUUCGGUUGAUAAGAAUACGUCGAUGUAAACUCCAUUUUACUCCCAAGUCUCGUCUAUUUUGAAAAAUAACAAAAUUGAUGAUUUUACAUUGUUUGCAUCCACAAUAAACAUUUUUGAAAUAUCGAUUCUCGACAAACAUUAAAGUCAAACUCAAGAUUCCCCACCAAAGGCGUGGUAAGAGUCUUCUGAGUUCAAAGUCCAAACCAAAGGCUAUAUAGUAUAGUACCAGACUUUGGUGCUGAUUCCGUCAGUCACGCCUUCUGAACAGUUCAACAAAUAGAAACACAAAGCCAUCAAAGAACAAAAAGAAGAUACUGUAAUAAAACAACAUUUUGCUCUAAAAUCAUAUUCUAUUGCACCUUGGUUCUCCUAGGAACCGAGUGAAGUUGUCGAAUUUAAACUGCUCGACCCACUAAGAUGAACCAAGAGUAGCAAACUAGAAGAUAGUAUUAAAUGGUACUACAAAUAUUUUGUAGACUGUCUUGAAUUAGUAGUAGAAAUAAUCCUUCCUCCUGGAUGAACACCCUCCAUUCAUCUCUAAGAGACUUUCUACUUCAACACACUCACAAAAACAUUAGAAUUAAAAAAACACUGAGGCUUUCAUGAAUAUGUAUGCCAAUAAUGGAUGCUGCAAUGAAUCAGUUCCCAAUACGCCUCCCUUUGUUCCUGUCAAUCCAGGGUGACCUCCUAGCAUCCCUCCAUCUCUUCCACCUCUCCACAUUUCUGAGCCUGGUGAAUAUCUUCUGCAGCAGAUGAAGCUUGUAAGACUGUUGGGCAAUCACAUUGGCUGUAGAACUACCCUCACUCAAAAUUAUCUCAUAUCCAUCCUUCAUAUUAUCCAUUCCUUCAGUUAGUAGCUGCCAGAACAGGGCUCCGGCCGCCGGUCCGCCGUGUUUCGCCGAUGAGUAUAUCUGGAAAUACACGUCGUUGAACAAGGCAUCUCUCUUGUAGCUGUUGAAACCGCUGUCUUUCCACGACUUCCCGAAUUCUCCCACCAUGAUAGGCUUUCCUAUCAUGUGUUGAGCAUCUUGAAAAUGUGCGCCCAGCCAUUGAUUCAUGAAUGAGAUUUGAGUUUGAUCAUCCGAGCUGGAUAACCUAAUAAUCACAGCAACAGAUGUUUCAUUAUUAAGAAAUAAUCACCCUUUACCAGUUUAACAGAAGUGACAUAAGGAUUUUACCAGACGUCUGGAUAUGAAUGUACAGUAGCAAAAUCGAUCCAAGGGAUGCGAUUGUUAGCAACAAAAUCAGUUCCUACGCCAUAUCCAGGAUUUAGUUGUGUCCUCUGAGGAGUUGAUGGACCAUAGAAACCUUCCAGUCCGGCCUCUAAUAAAUGAUUUCUGUCUAUUGAUUUUACAUAAGAAGCCAUUUCCGCUAUCCAGGCCUACCACCAGACAAGAACCAGGAACCAAGUUUUUUUAGUUUGGAACUAUGGAAAAUAUAUAGAAGCAUUAUAUAUAUAUAUACUCCUGCAAAGACUAAAAGGGUAGAAACCUGGAUAGUCCUUCCUGAAGGAUCUGAAGUGCAUCUGGGCUCAUUCAUUAGCUCCCAUGCCAUGAUAGUGGGGUCAUUCUUGUAAGCAAUUCCAGUGAAUGUGUUGUAUCUAUUGAGAACCGUCUGCACACAAAUGUCUCCAUCUCAAAUUCAACAAUGAAACAAAGAAGAAGCUUCACUUUUUGAACAAAAUAAAACCAUUUUCAUAUCUGAAGUAAUACAAACUCAAAAAGAAUGGAAAUGGCAAAAAUGCUAUUCCACUUACUCUGAUAUGAUUCUUGUAGAAUCCCCUGGUCACCGAAUUCCUGAAAAAGUCAUCCUCAGAUGUCAAGUAUUGCCCUCGACUUCUAGCCCAGUCCACAUACUGUUUCUUGCCUCCAAAAUUUUCAUAGUUAUUUGCCAAACUUAAUAUAAGCUUAAUUCCGUAUCUUCUGGCCUCUGCUACAACAAAAUCCAACCCCUACAAACAUGCAAUAAAGUCUAUAACUUAGAACAGAAAAUCACUAAACCAAAAAGUUUAGCAACACAAAUUUAUGUGGCAGAAACCUUGAAAGCUUCCUCAUUGUAAGCCCCAGGAGCAUACUGCAGAGCUCUGUAUCCACCAUCAUUAAAAGCCCAAGUUCUGGCAACAGUAAGGCCAUGGCUGGAGGCUUGUCUAAAUGCUUCAGAAAUUCUGGAUCUUUGAGAAGGGUCAGUAGCCACAUACAUCAACCAGUAGGCAUUGAAGCCAUUGGCAUAAUAAGGACUACCAUUCAACUGAAAAUGGAUUCCUCUGGUCCUGACAAACCCAUCCCCUGCCUCAACCUGGACAGUAAAUCCCUGUUCUUGAAUCAAAAAGACAAGAAACAGGACAAAUGCAAAAUGCUUCAUUUCAGUUCUCUCUCUGUUUUUUUUUUCUUUUUGGUUCUCAAUGUGGGAGAGAGGAGGGAAAAUUUCUUGUUUCCCGUCUUGUUUAUGGUUGAAUUAACAGGACAAACAAGAAAAUAUAAAAAGGAAGAAACUUCUAGAGAAGGAAAGCAAGAUAAUGUGGAGUGUCGGAAGAUUUUAUUCGUUCUAGAGGGAAACCAAAGUUAUUGUCCCACUGAUGCUGCUACAAAAACUAAAAAAGAGGGAAGAAACUGUCACUGUCAUCAAUGUA
Molecule: messenger RNA, 5115 nt
Organism: Oldenlandia corymbosa var. corymbosa
Lineage: Eukaryota; Viridiplantae; Streptophyta; Magnoliopsida; Gentianales; Rubiaceae
Source: the annotation of a GenBank genome assembly